This is a messenger RNA of Protopolystoma xenopodis, 1017 nucleotides long. NCBI's taxonomy places the organism in Eukaryota, Metazoa, Platyhelminthes, Monogenea, Polystomatidea, Polystomatidae. The record is from the annotation of a GenBank genome assembly.
AUGCGCAAUGUCGUCGACAAGGUUGUCCGUCCGAACCUCUCGCGCGUGGCGACAUCUGCCAUGCUGGCCGCCGCAAAUGCCUGCAGUUUGGCCGCACAGCGAGCAGCUGUUGCCAUCGGACACCUCUGCCUUGUUACUAACACCUUACCCAAUGUGGUCAGCGUCGAUAUAGGCAUGGGCUUGAGUGGUAUGGGCGGAAUAGGUGGAAUGGGUGCCAUAUCUGGUCAGGUGACAUCUCUAUCGCGACUUAACUAUCUCCUGGGUCUGUCUGGACCGCCAUCACAGCCAGAGGCCUUUGUUCCUGUGACAGGUACCUCUGCAUCUGGAAGUGCCAGCGUUUCGUCAGUUUCCAGCUCUGGUGGUCUAGCUGGCGGAGCUGCUGCUGUAGCUGCUGCUGCAGCCGCUAGCCUGGCUGCCGGUCGUUUGCAGUCCCCCUCGAGCUGCCUGGUUUCCAUACCAGCCUCGGGCCAAACCACCGGACAGGCAGCUGUCGGUCUUUCAGCAUCGGGGCAUGCAUUGCCGAUGCAGGCCUGUCAGACGCCAUCAGGCCAAUUAAUUUUGCUGGCCACUUCACCAGGUGGCACUAAUUUGUCACUUCCAAAUGCUUCUGCUGUGGCAACUACUGGAGGUAGCAGUGGAAUGGUCGGAUUGGAGUCGUCAUCAAACCUACUCACUUGUCUCCCCACUGGGCAAGUAUCCCAUGCAAGGCAAAGACCACAGCCUCAGCAUAGCCAUCAGCAUCACCAACACUCCCCUCAACAACAGCAGCAACUUCAGGUGGCACAAUCAGCCCAUCAAUUGAAUCUCCACCCUGGGACUCAAACACAACAACAAUUGCCACUUCACCAGCAUCAGGGUCAGGCGCUCUUCCAAACUUACCAGCCGGGACAGCAUCAUUCGACCUCCCAUUCAAGAUUAAAUCACCAUUCAAACCAACAAUCCCAGCAACAACAAUAUAUUUUAGUCCAAACUUCCGGCUCCAAUGUAAGCUUUGAAAAACUUUUAUAUAUUCAUUAA